Molecule: messenger RNA, 1122 nt
Organism: Daldinia vernicosa
Lineage: Eukaryota; Fungi; Ascomycota; Sordariomycetes; Xylariales; Hypoxylaceae
Exons: 2
Coding region: 1-1122 (373 amino acids)
Biological process (GO): mRNA alternative polyadenylation
Cellular component (GO): mRNA cleavage and polyadenylation specificity factor complex
Molecular function (GO): mRNA binding
Source: RefSeq, a predicted model, not a curated record
AUGGCGGACGAGGAUUUCGAGAUUGACGUCUAUGGUGACGCGAACGAUGCGAAUGACUCCAACACCAAUGUGGAUGCCGAUGAUUCUAGACUCGAUGAUUCGAAUAAUCAUGCUUAUGAAAACAACUCUUCUAUAACUAUUGCCAACGGCUCUAAUUCGGAAUCUACCACACACGCACACAACGACGAUUACGACAACGACCAACAAAACAUGGAUGCCCAAAGUAGUAGCGCGACACCCACCACGUCAUAUCCGCAAGGCGUCAAGCGUAAGGAGGUGUCCGGCGGCAACAGACCUGUCGAUCCAGGUGCUACCAGUGCCCUGUUGCUCUCGGAACUUCAAUGGUGGACCACGGACGACGAAAUCCGCGGCUGGAUUCGACAAGCCUCCUGCGAGGACGAACUGAAGGAUAUUACGUUCAGUGAACACAAAGUUAAUGGUAAAAGCAAGGGUCAAGCCUAUAUCGAAUUCGCCUCGAAAGAAGCCGCCACCGCUUCUAAGCACCAAGUAGAGCACGCUGCUGCCACGUCCACUCAGCCAGGUGGCAAGAAAGUUACGGUCAUAUAUACGUCGCAUACAAGCAACCCAUUCAAGACUUUACCAAAGGAUGCGCCUGCCCGAGCCAACAAGGACGGGCAAACCCGAGGAGGUUCUAAUGUGGGAGGUUACAAUGAUCGCGGCAAUUUUAGAGGACGUGGUAACUUCGCCGGGCCCCGUGGAGGAUUCAACCGCAACUUCUCAAGCAAUAUGGGAGGCGGCUUCCACAACAAUGUUCCUAGCGGAUUCAAUAACAACAUGGGCGGAGGAAACUUCGGUUUUAACAACAUGGGAGGCGGUGGCGGCGGCGGCGGCGGCUUCGGCUUCCGUGGUGGAAUGAUGCCCGGAGGAGCUAUGGGAGGAAUGCGUGGUGGUGGUAUGCGCGGUGGCCGAGGUGGAGGUGGAAUGAAUCCUGGUAUGAACGCCGGCAUGAACAACGGUAUGAUGGGCGGAAUGGGUGGAAUGGGCAUGCCUUUAAUGGGCUUCCAGCAGCCGGCACAUUUCAACCCGGCCUUCUUCAGCGGCAACCAGCAGCAAUCCGAGUGGCAGAACCCCCACGGAGCGAAGCGACCGCGCGAAAACUAA